CACGAACCGCGGGGCUCGCGCCGUGACAGAGUUCCGCCCCCAGCGCCCCCAUUUCUCUCUGGCACUUCGGGGACUUCUUGAUUUGUCGUGUGUCGGGAUUGACCCUACUCCAAAAUGUGUCAUAGGACUUGACGAUUUUAAUGAAGUUUGCUGCAAGACUGUCGUGAUUUCACCUCUUUCCGAUUGGUGCCUCUAAGUGUGAAACUCUAAACAGCUGCACAAUGGACAUCGAGUCUGUGUACUCUGCAGAGUCAGUCUACUCGUCGGAGGCCUCCGAUAGCGAGCUCCUCAGCAUGCUGACCAGUGUCACCCUCAAUGGAAUGGACCUGGAUGGACAUGAGCUGCACCAACGUCUUGCCGAGCAGCCACCAUCGCAGAGGGCUGAGCUGGAGGCAGUGCACGCAACAAACAACAGACUGACCCGGCUUCCCACCCUGCUGCCUGCCUUCCCGGCACUACGGAUGCUCAACCUCAGCCACAAUCGGCUCACUGAGGUGUCUGAUGCCAUCCUAGCCCUGCCAGCACUCACAAACCUGGUUCUCAAGCACAAUGAUCUGGGUAAUGCCUCCCUGCCAAAGGACUUUGGACUGCUGCGGCACUUACGAGAGCUGAACAUCAGUGGAAACAAUUUCACUCAAGUUCCGCCGCAGGUGUUGGAGCUGGUCAACCUGUCCGACCUGUACAUGGCCUCUAACCAGCUCGAGUGUGUCCCUGAGAACAUCCAUCGACUGCAGAGGUUACGCGUUCUUCAGCUUGGUGGUAACAACCUGACCUCAGUUCCCGCGACACUGGGGAACCUCACCAUACUACAGGUGCUGGUGCUAUGCGACAACCGUCUGACUGAGCUGCCCGAGUCCAUCUGCAGCCUGCCGCGGCUGCGCACCCUGCUGCUGCAUGCUAACCAGCUGUCCACCCUGCCCGGCUCCAUCGUCCGGCUGCGCGCCCUCAAACAGCUGAGCCUGCGAGACAACCCGCUGGUGCGCGACUUUGUGGGCACCAUCGAGUACGAGCCGUCGUCUCUGUUGGAGCUGGCGGCGCGCUGUGUCAAACUGCACAACAUCCCGUACGGACCGGGCGACCUGCCCGCGGCGCUCAUAGAACACCUGGCCUCAGCCAAACACUGCGUCAACAAACGCUGCAAGGGCGUGUUCUUCGACACUCGCGUGGAGGACGUACAGUUUGUGGAUUUCUGCGGCAUGUACCACAUCCCGCUGAUGCGCUACCUGUGCUCGUCCAACUGCGAGCGGCUUCAGGUGACCGAGCGGGGGCAGCGCUCCGACGAGUCCGAUUCGGAUGACGAGGUCGGAGGCUGGCGGCAGCGCCGGCUCCGACGCGUCCUGCUCGGCUAGCUGCUCCUGCUCAGGUUGGCUAGCUACCAGAGCUCGGGUCGGCUAGCUGCUCCAGCUCUGCUAGGAUCGGCCAGCUGCCCCGGUUUUAGUCGGCUACCCGUUCCGCCUCUGUUCGGCUAAGAUCGGUGUGUGACCUACAUGCCCCUCCCCUCCGGUCAGCGAAAAGGCCUGAGGGGCUGGAACGCGCCAGACACUGCAAGUUACGGACCGAUCACUGCUCUAAUAUGGGAGGUGUGUGGAGUGUUACCAGAUAACCCGUGUGACCGCCGGGCGCGUUGGUGUGUGCCGUGGUGUUACUGAAGUUUGGCGGUGAAGGUGGUAGUGGCUGCGGCCCGGGUCGGGCUGCCGCUGGCUGUUUGUGGUGCUGUUUUGGGCCGGUGGAGGUCGGGGGAUGUGUGGUGCUACGUGAAACUGUGUUGUUAGGCCGUUUUAGCGGUGGUUUUGGCUGCUUUUGAGCUGCCCGCGACAUGACACAAGUGGGCUCUAUACGAGAGUUAACGCAAAGGGCUUCCCGCUCGAUACAAUCGCACGCCCAAUCGCUAUAAGUCACUCUCUGCUGCAGAAGUUUAUCAGACCAUGACAAUUUUCUUUGUCGUGCUAAGUGUAAAUGGCAAUUACCAUUGUCAAACUUGGUAAGAAAAUGGUUGUUAUUUUCCUGUAUGCCUGGUGAUAUUCCGUGUUCAGAUUUAGCCAUCGUUCAACCUGUAUUACGGAUUACUGAAUCUCGGCACGUGAAUAACCUCGGCUGGGCGAAUGUUACGCGUUUUUUUUCGCGAAUGGCUGUUAUCCAAGAUCCGUAUAGCUAAAAGAGAGCGGCGAUCGGAUCGAACUCGCAUUAGUGCCUUGCGCGGUUAUAGGAAGUACUCUGACUUAGGAUACGUUUUAAUCGUCGACACAGAGGAUUUGGUGCUCGUCUAGUCUUCCAUAGUGCAGGUCCUUCCUGCAGAGAGAUAUGUUGUUACUAGCGUUGUUAGGUGAAAUGGUAGGGCAUCAGGUAUGCUCCUCUCCCCACGGUCAGGUGUGGAUGGUGUGGUACCGUCGCGUGGUGGUUGAUGGCUAUGUGGAGGAUUGAGCUCCCGUACUCGUGUGGUGUGGAUGGUUAUGUACCGUUGCUGGGUUGAGGUUAAGGUCACUUGAAGUUAAGGAUGCAAAUUCGGUUUUUAAAGCUGGAUUAUAUUAGUUAGUGAAAAAGUUUGCCCCCGGCGUUAACUUAGAUACGAUCGCACGCACCCCGCAAAAUAUCCGACUGGGAGCGUUGUGCUGAAGUCUAUUGCGGGAUUUGACGCUGUUAAACUCUUUGUGCGUCGUCGGACUCCACUGACGCCCACGGCUCUGCCGCGGCGAGUUCUGUGGCAGGGGCUCCGUCUGUCGGGGACGCCUGCCUCACCCGGAAUAUACCAGCAGUGAAACACUGCGGGCGCCGGGCAGUGUACUACGAUCGGCAAACUGUGGUAACCCAUUGGUGGAAUGAGACAAAAUACAUGGUCUCUUGAGGUU
This is a messenger RNA of Amphibalanus amphitrite, 2846 nucleotides long. Its product is annotated as leucine-rich repeat-containing protein 58-like. Gene Ontology annotation, molecular function: protein binding. The transcript is spliced from 7 exons. NCBI's taxonomy places the organism in Eukaryota, Metazoa, Arthropoda, Thecostraca, Balanomorpha, Balanidae. The record is from RefSeq and is a predicted model, not a curated record. The coding region runs from base 222 to 1349 and encodes 375 amino acids.